GGCGGCUGCUAACCUUUCACAAGCUGCAAGCGUCUGAGAGUGUUAGAACGUUGCCCAACAUGGGGUCACUCAUCGCAGAUGACGCUUUCCAGCACAUUCUGCGUGUGCUCAACACCAACGUCGAUGGCAAGCAGAAGAUCAUGUUCGCCCUGACGGCUAUCAGGGGUAUUGGAAGACGGUUCUCCAAUAUCGCCUGCAAGAAGGCUGAGGUGGACAUGCGCAAGAGGGCAGGUGAACUCUCUGCGGCAGAGCUCGAGCAGCUGAUGGUGAUUGUGGCCAACCCACGCACCUUCAAGAUCCCAGACUGGUUCCUUAACAGGCAGAAGGACCACAAGGACGGCAAGAACUCCCAGCUGACCUCCUCUGCCCUCGACACAAAGCUGCGUGAGGACCUGGAGCGCCUCAAGAAGAUCAGGAACCACCGUGGUCUGAGGCAUUACUGGGGCCUGCGCGUGAAGGGCCAGCACACAAAGACCACCGGUCGCCGCGGUCGCACUGUGGGUGUUGCCAAGAAGCGCUGAGCGCUCACAAAAUACUUGCUGGGUGUUGACUUGGCUAGUAUCCUAGUGUCCAGAUCCUGGUCUGUUAGUGAUGCAGGCCUCAGGAUAUCAUUCUUGAUGGAACAACUCUUCAAAACUCUAGGUUAUCGAAGCACAUCGACCAACGUGUAACAGAAUUUGCCAGAUAGGCAAACUUUGCAUGUGCUGCAGCUGAGAGAAUGCUGUACAUGUAACAGCAGUCUGUGUUAGUGACCUGUCAUGGC
Molecule: messenger RNA, 763 nt
Organism: Coccomyxa subellipsoidea C-169
Lineage: Eukaryota; Viridiplantae; Chlorophyta; Trebouxiophyceae; Coccomyxaceae
Product: ribosomal protein S18 component of cytosolic 80S ribosome and 40S small subunit
Exons: 4
Coding region: 60-521 (153 amino acids)
Biological process (GO): translation
Cellular component (GO): cytosol; ribosome; small ribosomal subunit
Molecular function (GO): structural constituent of ribosome; RNA binding
Source: RefSeq, a predicted model, not a curated record